AUGAAGUCCCUGCUCUUCAGCCGCUUCCUCCUGCUGCUGCCCUGGGUGCUCAUCGUCAUCAUCGUGCUGGACAUCGACAGCAGCCGGCCGCCGCUGCCCGCCCUGGCCCCCCGCGGCGGGGGCGGGGGCGGUAGCGGGGGGCCCGGCCGGCGGCGGCGCGGGCCCCCCCAGCGGCGGCCCGAGGCGGCGCUGCCCACCAUCUAUGCCAUCACGCCCACGUACAGCCGCCCGGUGCAGAAGGCCGAGCUCACCCGCCUGGCCAACACCUUCCGGCAGGUGGCGCGGCUCCACUGGAUCCUGGUGGAGGACGCGGCGGCGCGCAGCGAGCUGGUGAGCCGCUUCGUGGCGGGCGCCGGCCUGCCCUGCACGCACCUCCACGUCCCCACGCCGCGCCGCUACAAGCGGCCGGGGCUGCCCCGCGCCACCGAGCAGCGCAACGCCGGCCUGGCCUGGCUGCGGCAGCGGCACCAGCACCUGCAGCCCCCGCAGCCCGGGGUGCUCUUCUUCGCCGACGACGACAACACCUACAGUCUGGAGCUUUUCCAGGAGAUGCGUACAACCCGCAAAGUGUCGGUAUGGCCCGUGGGACUGGUAGGAGGACGACGAUAUGAGCGCCCAGUCGUGGAAAACGGCAAAGUUGUUGGCUGGUACACUGGCUGGAGAGCUGACAGGCCCUUUGCUAUUGACAUGGCAGGAUUUGCUGUGAGUCUUCAAGUGAUUCUGUCGCAUCCAAAAGCCGUAUUCAAGCGUCGUGGUUCUCAACCAGGAAUGCAAGAGUCUGACUUUCUGAAACAGAUAACAACAGUGGAGGAACUGGAGCCAAAAGCAAACAACUGCACAAAGGUUCUUGUAUGGCACACACGAACAGAAAAAGUAAAUCUAGCUAAUGAGCCAAAAUACCAUCUGGACACAGUCAAUAUUGAGGUAUGACCUGGAGACAGAGUUACACAGGACAUACAGUACACCGGAUGUGUCAGAAUAGUCUGCUUCUGCGUGAGACCUUUUAAUAGUCAUCUGAUGGACUUCUGUGGAAACAAAAGGAAGUUGUCAGAUACUCUAACAAGCAAAUCAAGUGGGUGUGCUUUGUUCUAACUUGUCUGCAUGCAUUUCUGAACUCUCGUCCUAAUAAACUGACACUUACCUUUGUUUUAAGGCUGUUUCCACAUAGUAAAAACAAUCAAAGAGAAACAUGGCUGCAAUGGAGUAUUUUCAAAAUCAUCAUUUAUGUAUAUAGUUUUUGUAUUUAUCCAGCUUAAUGGUGUAAUUAUAAACUGAUUUUAAAUCACGAACUGUUGAUCUAAAUAUUUGCAUAAAUGGAUCCUCCAAAUGGAACAGGUUUUCCUUCAUUAAAAGUAGACUUCUUGAAGAAAUAGCAGUCAAAUAGGUCAUACAAUAACGAAAUAAAAACCCACAAUCAUUUAUGGA
Molecule: messenger RNA, 1425 nt
Organism: Gymnogyps californianus (California condor)
Lineage: Eukaryota; Metazoa; Chordata; Aves; Accipitriformes; Cathartidae
Gene: B3GAT2
Product: beta-1,3-glucuronyltransferase 2
Biological process (GO): chondroitin sulfate proteoglycan biosynthetic process; carbohydrate metabolic process
Cellular component (GO): Golgi membrane
Molecular function (GO): galactosylgalactosylxylosylprotein 3-beta-glucuronosyltransferase activity
Source: RefSeq, a predicted model, not a curated record